AGCAAAGCAAACCCAAAGAAGUGCAGGAAAGGAAAAAAAAAAUCCCUUUCAGCUCUCAGCUCCACUACUAGCCCACAUCUGUCAUGUAACAGAYUUUAUUUUCAUCCAAGAAAGCAGCGUUGAAUCAAAAACUACAUUGUUCAAGUUUCACAACUCUUAAUCAUGCUGGGAAAGAAGCUGGUGACUGCACAAAAGCGAGGGGAGACGAGAGCCCUCUGCCUGGGACUGGGAAUGGUUGCAUGCUCCAUGAUGAUGUACUUUUUUAUUGGGAUCACCAUUGUGCCAUUCUACACUAAGAGUGUUUGGACAACAGAAACUGUGUGCAAGGUACUCAAAACCAACAUCAAGGACAAAGUUUUCUGCCCAAACAGCGAAGGCUCAGAGGAUGGCGAAAUCUUUCCUUAUCCUUGUCUACAGGUGUGGGUUAAUCUGACAGCCUCUGGACAGGAGGUUAUGCUGUACCAGACUGAAGAUACAUUGGAAAAAAAUCCUAAGUGCUCAUAUGUUCCAGACAAGUUGGAGAACUCUCAAGAAGUUAAAGCACGAAUAGAUACAAUUGCAAGCAAUUUCAAAAAGUACCAGAUUUUCCCGUGUUACUAUGACCCAGGAGGAACACAGACCAAUGUCAUUUUAAGCAGACUUUAUCCCUCAAAAGGCCUCUUCUUUGCUUUCCUCUGGCCUACACUAAUGUUCACUGGUGGAUGUCUGAUUAUUGUUCUGGUAAAAAUUAGUCAGUAUGUUUCUGUUCUUUCUGCUUGGCAGUAAAAAAUAAAUAUCMAGCACAGACGAUUGCGAUUGUUGCAAGGUAUUAAGAUGUGUUUGUUCUGCCUGUCUUACUGGCAUUUUCUGACYCUUAAAUAUACCAGGUGUCAAUUCAAGGGCAGGCAUUCAAAAAAACUGAAUAGCAGCCACUAUGGAUGGCAAUCCAUUACACAAGGACAAAACAUAAAAUUUAUUCCCAGGAAUGCCUGAAAGUACCUCAUAAGCACACAGACUAAGWUACUAUCUAUUGUUUCCUUGGACUUUAGGAGAUACAGCUGCUUUACAAAACUACAAUCCACAUUUACUACUAACUCUUCCACAUUUUUGAAGUGGUGCUAAUUUUCUGUCUGGUUGAGAUCAGUUGGUGCCAGAUCCAUUUACAUCAUCACUGGCACCSUUUAUACCCUUAUACACCAGUAGUGUGUACUCAUGGCAUACUCUUCUUGUCUGUUGAGAAAAGCAACUUUGUUAUGGUGCAAAAAGAUAUUUUUGUAUCAUGGAUCUCCCUGCUUUUGGGAAAGGGGAGGGAGAAAGACCCUCAAAACAAAAAUACACGUACACAGACUUCACAAAAUUUGCAUUCUAAUAAUCUGAMACCAACCGUAUAUGAAGAAAUACAUGCGUAAAGUACAGGGUAUGACAAAGAAGCUCAUACUAAAAGUAUGUUUUUCUAUUUAACUCAAAUCUUAACCUUGUCUUAUUUGAGAACAAGUGUGCCACUCAAGGAAGGCUACCUGGCUGCCAUUUGCAUAGAUUAUAAAACUCAUGCAAAAAGGAAAUUAUGAUAUGAAGAAUGUUAUUAUGAAAUAGCAUCCUGGUCCUCAACAGGACAUGGUUAAUUUCUGCAGUAGCCAAAUGGGGCAUGAUCAGGACCCAGAGAUUAUUCUGUAGCACCUCUCAUUUUCUGGGAGAGGGGGAAGUGCUCCCUGCCAGCUCCGGUAGCAUGGCAGCAGGAAUGGUCAGGUAUGGUUGGGGGCGAGAACUGUUUCCAGUAAAUUGUCCUAUCUCAACUCAUGAUCUUUGCCUUUUGUGCCCCCAGUUUUCCUCUCCAGACCAUCAAAGUGGGGAAAAGGAGAGGGGAGCAGGCAAGCAACACCAUGGUUUGGAGUGUUUCAGUAGGAACAUUAAAUUGAGGAAUACCAUUCUUAAACCACAACAAGUAGAAUAUAAUUGUGAUCUCUUACUAAAUACAGCAAGCCAAAGUAGCCACAGAAGUUUACACGCCUAGCACCAAAAUAUUUCACAAAAGAGAUAAGUUUGUUUCCAGAGUGAAGACUUCUAGGAAGCUCUGAUGCAUGUAGAGAGACAUUCUCUGUUCUCUGAAAAUAACUUUCAGCCAAAUUUCAGACUGCAACUGGACACAAGCAGAACAUGAGAUAUUUCCUGUGUACUGUUUUUGACUAGUAUCUGGGACACAACUGGUACAAGCUUUUUCACCACACAGUUGAUGAACCACCAGGAACUAUCAUUCACAGGAAAGUUUCGGGGCCAAGAUACAAAUUUUAAUUAAUCACAUUACAGUUUAACUCUUCUCAUUAAUGUGGUACAAUUCUGUAUUGUUUACUGUAAGAAAUGCUUAAAUAUUAACCCAAUACAUACAUUCUCCAACAUUACUAAUAGAACAGUGUCAGAGCUCGCUUUUCACUAUGAUCAGCAAAUGAAAGGAAGUGGCUGCUAAAAUUAAAAAUCCAAACUAACCUAAAAAAAUUAAUAUAGAAGAACUAUGUUCACARGGAGGAAAGUAUAUCCUCACACAACACUUUUGUGAAAUGCAUCUGAAGUUGUGUGUAUAUACAACUCAAACCUCUCUCAUUCCAGGAAAGUGAAAGCUCAGCUGGCACAGGUACUGAUGGUUUGAGCAACCAAAUGGGAUAGGUAAGGGAGAAGAUCCUGUUUUGUUAGUUCAUAAAAAGCUGAAGCUUUUUGAAGCAGGAGGGUGGUAACAGCUUUAGAAAGUGAGCAAACAUACAGGAUACUUGUUGAAGCUAAUGCACUGUACUGGUAUCAGAGAAGGUGAACAAGCUAGCUGUGAAUAGGCUCUUUGAAAACUUCACUCCAAAUUUCAUUUUUAAGCAGCUUUUAAAGGAGUCUCCAGAUUGCAAAGUAGAACUUACUCAUGACUACUUUAUGCUCAGUCCAGAAAAUUCAUAACUCCAUCACUUUGCUACCUUCCCAGCUCAGUAGAGACCAAUGAAGGUUGGAUGUCGCUGGUAGACCCUGUGGCCUCACUCACUCACCAGUCAGUGACUUGUGUUUGAGGAGCAGAAAUUCAUGGUCUAGCUGAGCUCAGAACUCAGCMCAAAACAUAAAGACCAGGAGUAAUCGCUCUCAACUCUGCCCUUUCGAUUCCCAAGAAAACCCCCUAAAGACACAUCCUCCUCACCUCCCUAAUCACAGUUAUCCUUGACAGUAGCUGAUGAAAAUUUAUUCAGAGUGCAAGCUGUGUUUCUAGACUUACUUCCUCCAAAAAUAAAGCUAAUCAAUUKUUAUAUGAAAAUGGUUCUUUCUCUCCACUUCAUACAUAUUACAAAUACCUGAAGAAAAACCUUAUACAAAUUCUUUCCUCCAGCAAAGUAAAAUUUUCUAACUGGGCAAGAAAUAUUCCAAGAAAAAACAGCUGUGCAGAGGGAAAAUCACACACCAACUGGGAAACCCCAUUUUUCUGUAUUCUUGCCAAGCACAACUUCCUCUUUUGCCUGAAAGAAAUAGGAUGUAAAUGUGAAAAGCCAAAUACUCUAUUUCAUUAAACAAAAUGUACAGACACCACAGAAAUCUGUUCUUGCUUUUAAAUAAUGUUUUGCUCAUAUGUACAGUGCUGGUUAUUUUCUGCAUUUCUGACAGUUUAAUGUUGAAGUCGGACAUAUUUUUUCCUUCACACUAUCAUUUUCUCUUAAUGUCAAAAAUAUAUUUUUACAGUGUACAAGGUUGAUUACUCUUUUAAGCUUCUGUAAAAAAUUUUCUUUUUUCAUCUGCAAAAGUUGUAAUUCACUAGACUUAAGUUUUAAUAACACACUUCUUACAUUAAUGCUUACAUUUAAAAAUGCUUCUUACAGCAGUACACAAGAAUCAAUAUGGCCUUUAGAGGUUUCUGUUUGGUUAGGAAUUUUUUAACAUUUUUGGAUUGUACCAUCAAGUCUACAAUAAAUCUGUUUUAAAAUGCUAUUUUUCUGAGAACCAGCAAAACACUUCCUAUGAGAAGUGCUUCUAUACAAGCAGUGACCACUGCAGUUACACAACUCACUUUCUCAAGGCAGAGUAAAUGAUCAAGGUAUAUAUUAAGCAUUAAAACUCCUGCCAGCAGAAAGAAAGCAGCAGCACAAGCAGCUGGAGAUGAAAUUAAUCUUUGAAAUCUGUUUGACUAGCACUGAUGCUUAAACCAGARGAAUAGUUCUUGACUUGACUGGAAGCGGUAAGGAACACAGGAAGAAUGGGGAUAGAUUUUUAGACCCUGAUGAAUACGUUAGUUGUA
Molecule: messenger RNA, 4231 nt
Organism: Malurus melanocephalus (red-backed fairy wren)
Lineage: Eukaryota; Metazoa; Chordata; Aves; Passeriformes; Maluridae
Product: putative calcium-activated potassium channel subunit beta
Exons: 4
Coding region: 163-765 (200 amino acids)
Biological process (GO): detection of calcium ion; potassium ion transport
Cellular component (GO): voltage-gated potassium channel complex; membrane
Molecular function (GO): calcium-activated potassium channel activity; potassium channel regulator activity
Source: RefSeq, a predicted model, not a curated record